AUAGAAUCUUGAAGUGUACCCAAGUAGGAUGGAACAUGAAUCAUUAUCUAACAAAGGAGAAAUCACUUGGUCAGAAAAUAAGAGAAAUACCGAAGGACAGUAAUUCAUCAUGAAACCCAGAGAAGACAGUAGCCGGGAGAGGGCUAGAGCUUGUGGAUAUGGUAGGGUCUUGUGAGGAUUUUUUUAAAGGAUAAAGAAGAGUUGGGCAUGUUUAUAGAAAACAAGGAAGGACCAGUAGAUAAUUAAGAGAAGUUAAAAGAUUCAAGAGGAAGAAUAAUGAAUGGCAAUGGGGAUAGGGCAAUAUACAGGCAGUAAUGGAAGGGGAUAGCAAUCAAGGAUACAAGUAGAGGGACUGAUCUUGACAAGAAGGAAGGCCACUUCUAUAUCAGAGGAUUAAAGAAAGAACUGGUCAAGGAUUAUGUCAAAAAGAUAUGAGGCUAUUUCUUCUUCCAAUUUGAUUACUAGUUGGACUGUACUUCCUUCUACCCACUCCCAAGAGAAGACUCUGUGCUACUACUGCUGUUUCUCAUCCCUUUCCCAACCAUUUUUGUGCCUCAGGUUUGGAGAUUAUGAAGUGGAGUAGAGCAGCUGGGCACAAAAAUUAUGAAGUGAAUGCUCUGGGGAACCUUCCUUAAAUGACAGAGAAUCUGGGAAGAAGCUAGCUAUCCAAUAUGCACCCUCCCCACUCUCCAACAAGAAAGAGUUUCUGAAAAAGUGUUCCCCCUGGAGGCACCUUACUAUACAGAUUUUGUUUAGAAGAGAUAUAAAAUAUAUAUUUUCAUGAAUGAAUUCACACCACCCUUGUGAGGAAUUCUGAGUAAAGAAAAAAAUCAUAUGAUGACAGAUGAAAAUUCAAAAAUUUUGUUAAAGCCAUUGGUCUUUCGUGCAGAUGAUUAUAUUCCUGAAGUAGUAAAAAAUGUUCUACUAGAACGUGGUUGGAAUAAAUAUAAUGAAGAUGUGCAGGAGGUAGCAGAUUGGAACCUGUAUUGGCGGACCUCAGCUUUCUGUAUGACUGAUCAUAACAAUGUUAAGCCAUGGCAACGACUUAAUCAUCACCCGGGAACCACCAGGCUUACCAGGAAAGACUACUUGGCAAGACAUUUGAAGCACAUGAAAGGGAUUUAUGGAGCAUCUCUUUAUGCCUUCUCUCCACUAACUUAUAUCAUGCCCAAUGACUACAUUAAAUUUGUGGCUGAAUAUUCUAGGGAGAAAGAGACCCUUGGCACUAAGCCAAGCUAUUGGAUUUGCAAGCCAGCAGAACUGUCUCGUGGGAGGGGUAUAAUGAUUUUCAGUGACUUAAAAGACUUGAACUUUGAUUGUGCAACAGUUGUACAAAAAUAUAUCAGCAAUCCCUUCCUCAUUGCUAAGUAUAAAAGUGAUCUGCGUAUUUAUGUUUGUGUUGCUGGCUUCCAGCCCUUAACUAUUUACCUCUAUCAGGAAGGACUGGUACGGUUUGCCACUGAAAAGUUUGAUCUCAAUAACCUGAAGAACAAAUGUGCUCAUCUGACCAAUAGCAGUGUCAAUAAAACUGGGGCCUCCUACAAGAAGAAUAAAGAAGGGAUUGGCCGAGGUUGCAAAUGGACCCUGAGCAGGUUUUUCACUUAUCUUCGAAAUCAGGAUGUGGAUGUCCUGCUUUUGUGGCAAAAAAUCAAUCACCUGGUGAUUCUCACAAUUCUCUCCAUAGCCCCUUCUGUCCCCUCUGCUUCCAAUUGCUUUGAGCUCUUUGGAUUUGACAUUUUGAUUGAUGACAAGUUCAAACCAUGGCUUUUGGAAGUGAACUGUAGUCCUGGCUUAUCUUUAGACUGUUCUUCUGAUGUGUCAGUGAAGAGAAAGCUUAUCCAUGAUAUCAUUGAAUUAAUGCAUUUCAAACAGAUUUGUCUGGAUAACACCAAAAAGAAAACUGAUGAAGCUUCAAGUCAUCGGUCUCAUAUUUCCUGGACUGGAGGUGAUAAAGUUAGAGUCCAUGAAAGUUCAAAGCAUUGGUGUAAAAUUUCCUGGGCAGAAGGUAAAAAAGAUAGAGACCUUGAAACUUCAGGACAAUGGACAAAUAUUUCUCAGUUUGGACAAAAAAACAGAAUUCAUACGUUGUCUGGAUAUACAUCUCAUUAUAAGGAGCCUUCCAAAAUUUUAUCUUUAUUAGAGUUCAGAGGAAUAGUCUAUAAGGCAAACUUAUCUGUCUUACAGGAAAAUAUCAAAAUUUUUCCUAAAGAAAUGUUUAUUGCAAAACCAAAAGAAAGGAAGGCAAAAGAUUCUCUACCGGCAGCCUUUCCAAAGAUAAGAAAUAUACAAACUACAUUCAACUCUUUCCAUCACUCUCCAUCUUCUGAGUCAUGUAAGAAGAAGAAAAAUAUCACCCCAAAUUUGCUGUCAGAUAAGGGCACGAGACCAUGCUCCUGUGCAGGUGAUUUUGUUCUCAUUUUCCCUUUCAAUGAAGCUACUCUUGCAGCUACCAAGAAGGGACUGGAUAUCAAAAAGGUCAUCCAUGAAAUUCAGAAGUUUGUAAAUAAGCAACCAACACCAGAGGCAGAAGAUAAAACUAAGAAAACAUGACAAAGGAUUUUGAUGACUUAGGGACAAUAUGAAUGCAAGUCCCUGAAAUAUCUUUUAUCCCUGAAAUAUCUUUUAUCAUUGAAUAAUAACAGUAUUAUUUGCUUUUUGCUAUCAUAUAAAACUAUCAAAAUUAGAUAAAAGGAAAAUUCCAUUAAAUAUGAUAUCUUUACAUUUUUAUAGAUUUAAAACACAUAUAUUAUUAUAAGUACAAGGUUUCCUCAAAAACUCUGGGCAAGUGGUAUCUACAUGCAUUUGGACAUGGCUUUCUGCAGUGACCUUAUAUAAUUAAAAAAUAAAAAUAAUAAAUGAUUAAGCUAAUAUGUUGCAGGAUCUUAGAAGGAUAUGACUAAAAUAUCAGGAGUAAACAUACUAAACAGCUACAU
Messenger RNA from Sarcophilus harrisii (Tasmanian devil), 2933 nucleotides. It is a transcript of the gene TTLL2, whose product is annotated as tubulin tyrosine ligase like 2. The record is from RefSeq and is a predicted model, not a curated record. Gene Ontology annotation, cellular component: cilium. Gene Ontology annotation, molecular function: tubulin-glutamic acid ligase activity; tubulin binding. Bases 835 to 2550 code for a protein of 571 amino acids. The transcript has 5 exons. Gene Ontology annotation, biological process: microtubule cytoskeleton organization; protein polyglutamylation. NCBI's taxonomy places the organism in Eukaryota, Metazoa, Chordata, Mammalia, Dasyuromorphia, Dasyuridae.